This is a messenger RNA of Gadus macrocephalus (Pacific cod), 2256 nucleotides long. It is a transcript of the gene zbtb8a, whose product is annotated as zinc finger and BTB domain containing 8A. Lineage: Eukaryota; Metazoa; Chordata; Actinopteri; Gadiformes; Gadidae. Gene Ontology annotation, molecular function: protein binding; DNA-binding transcription factor activity, RNA polymerase II-specific; RNA polymerase II cis-regulatory region sequence-specific DNA binding. The record is from RefSeq and is a predicted model, not a curated record. Bases 116 to 1723 code for a protein of 535 amino acids. Gene Ontology annotation, biological process: regulation of transcription by RNA polymerase II. The transcript is spliced from 4 exons.
CAAAGUCGACCAUUCGGUCUGAACGGGUUUCGGUCUUUAGGGCUGAGCAGGAAGUGCUUGAGUGGGAACCCUGUUUGUAAAAAAAAACAGGGGGAGAGGCCAGCAGAAAUAAAAGAUGGAAAUGGUGCCAGACAUGGGGUCGACUCGACUCUAUCGGCCAUCGGGUGAACCGGGUCAUCAUCAGCAGGCCCAGCGAUGGUUCAACGCGGCGGACAUCACGGUGGCCCACCAGAGACACCUGCUGAAGCAGCUGGACCAGCAGCGCUGCCAGGAGCUGUUCUGCGACUGCAGCGUGCUGGUGGAGGGGCAGCUGUUCCGCGCCCACCGCAACGUCCUCUUCGCCAGCAGCGGCUACUUCCGCAUGCUGCUCUCCCCCCAGGGCUCGGACACGGCCUCGGCCACCUUCGACACCUUCAGCCCCGACACCUUCGCCCUCAUCCUGGACUUCAUCUACUCGGGCCAGCUGGACCUGUCCAGCCACAACGUGAUCGAGGUGAUGUCGGCCGCCAGCUACCUGCAGAUGACCAGCGUCAUCAACCACUGCAAGACCUUCAUCAAGUCCUCCCUGGAGAUCAGCGUGAAGGAGGAAGAGGAGGAGCUGGAGGUGGAGAGGGGUGGGGGUGGGGGUAGGGGCGGGGGCGGCAUCCACCUGAUGGAGGCGCAGGGCCCCUUCUCCUGCGGCGACGACGACGACGACGACGACGACGACGACGACGAGAACCUCUCGGACCAGGAGGUCGAUCGUCCUCAUCAUCCGCCCCCUCAUCUCCGUCUCCACCCGCAGGGCGCUCAGACCCCCGCGGGCUCCGUGAGCCCCCCGCCGGCCCUGUGGACCCACGACGGGGCCCACCUCACCAAGCAGGUGUUCCUGCUGAAGGACCCGGAUCAGACGGCGCCGUCGCUGGCCUCCAGGGCCGACGGCGGCGGCGGCGGCGUGAGCCCGGCUCACGCGGGGCUGGAGGAGGCCAACACGGGGGCGGAGGACCCCCUGGACCCCCUGUUCACCGUGUCGGGCCCGGAGCAGCGGCGCAGGAAGAGGGGGGCCCGGAGGACGGGCCCCUACUGCACGCGCUCGUCCACCAACAACGACCCCCCCGAGGUGCAGGAGGCCCGCUCGCAGAAGGCGGAGAAGGCGGAGGAGCUGUACGCCACCCUGCCCACCAUCGUGGGCGUCAUCGGACAGUUCCAUAACGGUGAUAUUUCUGACUCCAACCCCACCAUGCGCUACAAGUGUCCCUUCUGCACGCACACGGUCAAGAGGAAGGCGGACCUGAAGCGCCACCUGCGCUGCCACACGGGCGAGCGGCCGUACCCCUGCCAGGCCUGCAACAAGCGCUUCACCCGGCUGGAACACCUACGCAGCCAUUUUGAAACGAUCCAUCAGGCGCGGAAGCUGGUGUGCAAGAAGUGCAAGUGUCCGCUGACGGAGGAGGCCAGCCACGUGGUGUGCGAGGGCACGCGGCGCUACCGCAUUUGCGCCACGUGCAUCCAGGAGGAAGUGGGCUUCGAAAGCCUUCCCAUGGAGGACAGCCUGGAGGGCCUUGACCAGGAGCCGGCCCUGCUCCUGGGGGUGGACGGCGAGGAGGAGGGGGAGACCCAGAGGUCCUGGCUGACCAGCAUGGAGCAGCAGGAGGAGGAUGAAGACGAGGACAAUCUGGCGGAAGACUCGGGGACCGAUCUCAUCAUCCACGAGGUGGACGACAGCGACGAGGAAGUGCAGUGAACAGAGGCCUGUGUGUGUGUGUGUGUGUGUGUGUGUGUGUGUGUGUGUGUGUGUCAGUGCACACACUGAGGACUGAUGUUCAUGACUGAGGUUUAUAUGCUGUAUCAUCUGGUGAACGAUGAAAAUGCAAAUGUUAACGUAAACUGGUUAGAGCCAAGGGGGGGAAAUAUUAUUUCAGGAUUAAUAUUUUUAAUCCAGUGGAGAUUUUGUGAUUACUUAUAAAUUUAAAGUAUUCAAAGCAUGCACUAGGUACAGUUUUCAUUUCUUAAUACAAUUAUGUUAUUGAAUCAUGCAUGCAAUGGCCUUCCCAAUAAUGAAACUGUUUAGAAGAAAUCCAGGUUUGACAAAAUAUCGAGCGCACUAACGAGAAUGUGCCAAAAUCAAUGAGUUUAUUUAAUAUACACAUUUCUAGUUCAUGUUCCUCUGUGAGACUUUGAUAUCACAGUUUGAGUUAUUGUAUACAUGCUUGAAAGUAUUUAUUAAAAUAUUUUUUUUUAUUACGUUUUUCACAAAUUAAAGAUAUUUUCAUAUUA